UCUAUCGACAAGACAUACUGGGUGAUUUCUAGGGUUUGCCCUGGCUGCGGUAAAGGAAGAGUAAUCACAAUUAAAACAUCAGGUUUGCGAUGGCAAUAUCUGAAUUGUGGCCCAGCACCUCAAACAAGGCAGGCCAUAUAUAACGAGUCAUUAUGGUGCCAACCCCCUAAUCAAGAAGCCUCGACUUCAUCUAAGAUACCAGAGAAGGAGUAUACUCCGUUUAAGUGUGAAAGAUGUGAACAAGUGUUCAAAACCCCAAAGAGCUUACAACUGCAUCAGCAGUACCGUGCCCUUGAGAAGGGGUUCAAAUGCACUCUUUGCUGCAUGGUGUUUAAUGACCGGGAAAGUCUGCAGAGCCACCUUCAAACCCAUGCUCAUGAACGCUUUUAUAGUUGUGGACACUGUGGAAAGCGAUUCUUAAGACAAGAGACCAUACUGUCACAUCAAAAACAGUGGCAUAGAUCUGUUGGUUCCAAGACUUUGAGUAGAUCUGAGGAAAAUCGAGGAAAUAAUAUGGACAGGUCUUAUCCUUGCAAAAUUUGCGGCUUGAGCUUCUUUUGGUUGUCUGACUUGCAAAGCCACCUAAACAGUCAUUCUCGCAUCAGCAGGCCAUCUAGUGAUGUAACACAAAAACAGGAAAUGCUCGGGGAAGAAGAAAGUAAGAAAAAUGUCAGUAAUUCACUCAAUGAGCCAUGUCGGUGUGGCCUGUGUGGGGAACAUUUCAACCAAAUUUCAGAUUUAAGAGCGCAUCAUAAAACACAGCAUCCAGAUGAGGUUGAAGUAAAGGACUCUUCAGGUUUACCGGCUAAGAUGAAACGGCAGUACCAUAGUGUAAUGCGACAAAUGGUUACUAAACCGCAAAAGCAGCGAGUUGAUCCACUAAGGUCAAGCAUAAGAGGAAGGCCUAGAGGAGUGAGCAGAGCCAAUUUUAGUGGUAAAAUAUUUUCCUGCAAACUCUGCCAUCAUGUGUUUUUACACUCAAGCAGUCUUUCUCGUCAUAUGCGUUACCAUAAGGGAACUCUGCAUGCCUGUGUUUACUGUGGAAGACACUUUCCACAAAGAUGUGAUGUCACAAGGCAUGUGGCCAUGUACCACAGUUCAGCGCUUCAACCUAAGGCUCCUGGGGAGUCAGAGACAGAACAUGAGGUUAAAAACCAUGAACAGGAACCUGUGAAAGCAUCAACACAAACAAAAAGUGAUAGUAAACAAGAAGAACUUGAAGAAGAAAAUCAGCCUGCAUCCAAGACAGAUGACCUGUUACUUGGUUCUCCUUAUAAGGGAACUUACAAAACAAGGAUGAAAUACAAAUGCAAAGAAUGUUGUAGAGUCUUUGGGCUACUUAGUGUUUAUCGGCGACACAUGUAUUACCACAAGCGAAGUCCCUGCAAGGUUCUGCUCAGUUGCCCUCUCUGUCCAAGCCGCUUCACGUUCCUCUCUGCUUUAGAUCGCCAUCUUGAAUAUCAUCAUAAAGGAGACUCUAAGAAUGAUGGCACAAAACCUCCUGAGACUAAUAUAGUUGAUUCCAAAAGUCAGCAAGGAGAAGCUGAUGCUGAAAAGCCUAAUAAAAAUGCUGAUAAUGGCAUGUCGUUGGAAAUAGUAAAUGAAUCCACUGAAUGUUCUCAGACCUAGAGAUCCACAAAAUGGCCAAAAGUAUAUGGACACCCUUAUGUAAUGAACAGGUUUGGCUAUUCCAGCAAUUUCAGUGAAGACAAAUAUAAAUGCUCAACUAUAAAAUGAAAUAUUAUGUGCUUUCAAUUUUGUCUCAACAGCGAGGACCCUUUUUCUAUUCCAGCAGGGCAAUGACCCUGUGCACAAAGCAAUGCUCUACUGUUUCCCGUGUUGAAGAAAGUGAAUGACAUGCACAAAUCCACUACUGAGCACAUUUGGGAUGGAUUGGGAAUGCAGACUGUGAGCCAGAAUUUUUUUGCUUGAUGUUAUUGCCUGACCUUCUUGAUGCUCUUGUGUCUGAAGCAAGUCCCUGCAACAGUCUUCCAUUCCAGAAGAGUGGAGUUUUGUUAUAGCUGCAAAAGGAGUGAUUAAUGUCAUACUUUUGAAAAUAAAUGGUUGACAAGAGCAUCAGAGCAUCAUUUACCCCAAAGGCAUUUAGGUCUUCAUGCAAACUGGCACUGUUCUUUUGGAAAAGAAAAGGGCCCUCCCCACAUAGUUGCAACAAAGUUGGAAGCACAGAAUACUCAAGUAGAUCAUUGAAUAGUAUGGUGUUAAGAUUACAAUUCUGACCGGAAUGCCUGGAGAAAAGCCUUUCUAAUAACUGAUCAUUAGAGGAGAGUGUCCACAAUGAAGAUAUAAUGUAUAUCAAAAUGUUCAGAAUGCUCA
Molecule: messenger RNA, 2334 nt
Organism: Sinocyclocheilus rhinocerous
Lineage: Eukaryota; Metazoa; Chordata; Actinopteri; Cypriniformes; Cyprinidae
Product: zinc finger protein 429-like
Exons: 4
Coding region: 325-1629 (434 amino acids)
Biological process (GO): regulation of transcription by RNA polymerase II
Cellular component (GO): nucleus
Molecular function (GO): sequence-specific DNA binding; DNA-binding transcription factor activity, RNA polymerase II-specific
Source: RefSeq, a predicted model, not a curated record